AUGAGCUGGAUGUUUUUCGGUGCCCAAGCAUUCAACCAGCCUAUCGGCUCAUGGGACGUCUCAGCAGUUGCGAGCAUGAAGGCUAUGUUCUGCAAAGCCACUUCUUUCAACCAGCCUGUGGGCUCAUGGAACACCUCUGCCGUGAGUAACAUGAAAGCCAUGUUCGAGGAUGCGAGUGCUUUCAAUCAGCCCAUCGGUUCGUGGAGCACAUCAGCGGUGGCCACCAUGCGGGAAAUGUUCUUUGCUGCGCACGCCUUCAACCAGCCCAUUGGCUCAUGGGACACGUCCAGGGUGACUGAUGCAAUCGCAAUGUUUUACAAUGCCUCUUUGUUCAACCAGCCCAUCGGUUCGUGGAAUACGACAGCAGUGAAGAAUAUGAGCUGGAUGUUUUUCGGUGCCAAAGCGUUCAACCAGCCUAUUGGCUCAUGGGAUGUCUCGGCCGUCACGAGUAUGCGGGCUAUGUUUUUGGAUGCUCACGCCUUCAACCAACCGGUUGGCUCGUGGGAUACAUCUCAGGUGAAGAACAUGCGUUCAAUGUUUUCGAGUGCUUUUGUGUUCAACCAGCCGAUCGUUUCGUGGAAUGUCGCAGCAGUGACAGACAUGAGCUGGAUGUUCUUCGCCGCCAAGGCAUUCAACCAGCAGAUUAACUCAUGGGAUGUCUCGACAGUUGCGAGCAUGAAGGCUAUGUUCUGCCAGGCCACUUCUUUCAACCAGCCUGUGGGCUCAUGGAACACCUCUGCCGUGAUCAACAUGCAAGCGAUGUUCGAGGAUGCGCACGCUUUCAACCAGCCGAUCGGUUCGUGGAACACAUCAGCCGCAACCACCAUGAAGAACAUGUUCUUCGACGCUCAUGUUUUCAACCAGCCAGUUGGCUCAUGGGACAUAUCCAAGGUGACAGACAUGGCCGGAAUGUUCGACAAUGCUUAUGUGUUCAAUCAGCCGAUCGGUUCGUGGAAUACGUCAGCGGUUGCAGACAUGAGCUGGAUGUUUUUCGGUGCCCAAGCAUUCAACCAGCCUAUCGGCUCAUGGGACGUCUCGGCAGUAACGAGUACGAAGGCCAUGUUCCUGCAUGCGCGUGCCUUCAAUCAGCCUGUGGGCUCAUGGAACACGUCCGCGGUGACGGACAUGCAAGCGAUGUUCGAGGACGCGAAUGCUUUCAACCAGCCCAUCGGGUCAUGGAACACAUCAGCGGUGGCCACCAUGCGGGAAAUGUUCUGUGAUGCUCAUGCCUUUAACCAGCCUCUCGACACAUGGGACACCUCCAGGGUGAAGGACAUGAUAGCAAUGUUCGACAAUGCUUCUACGUUCAAUCAGCCUAUUGGUUCGUGGAAUACGGCAGCAGUAACGAACAUGAGCUGGAUGUUUUUCGGUGCCCAAGCCUUCAAUCAACCGCUCGCCUCCUGGAAUACUUCAUCUGUGAUUGGAAUGCGUGCCAUGUUCUGCAAGGCUCACACCUUCAACCAGCCCAUCGGCUCGUGGGAUACAUCAGCGGUGACUAGUAUGCGAUCAAUGUUUGACCAUGCCUAUGCCUUCAACCAUCCCAUCGGUUUGUGGAAUACAGCGAAAGUGGCGGACAUGAGCUGGAUGUUUACGAAUGCUCACGUGUUCAACCAGCUAAUUGGCGAGUGGAACACGUCCUCUGUGACAAACAUGCUGGGAAUGUUCGAGGAUGCCUACAAGUUCGACCAGCCUAUUGCAUCGUGGAACACGUCCGCCGUCACGGAUAUGAGCAGGAUGUUCAUUCAGGCUUCUUCUUUCGACCAUCCCAUCGGUUCAUGGGACACAUCAGCAGUCACCAACAUGAACCGAAUGUUCUAUGCCGCACGCGCUUUCAAUCAGCCCGUUGGCUCAUGGGAUGUAUCAGGAGUGACAGACAUGCAGGCGACUUUCUGCCGAGCGAGUCGAUUCAAUCAACCCCUUGCCUCUUGGAAUGUGUCUGCUGUGAUGUUUAUGAAUGGAAUGUUCGAGAGAACACUUGAGUUUAACCAGCCAAUUGGCGCAUGGGAUACCUCAGCUGUGCAGAACAUGACGCGAAUGUUCGAAAGGACGGCUCGGUACAACCAGCCCAUCUCUUCCUGGAACACAUCAGAAGUAAAAGACAUGAGCCUGAUGUUCUAUGGUGCUCGCGCCUUCAAUCAGCCCAUUGGUGAAUGGGAUACCUCAGCAGUCACGAACAUGAACGGCAUGUUCAAGCGUGCUGCGGUAUUCAAUCAGCCCAUCGCGUCCUGGAACACCUCGGCUGUCGAAGACAUGGCAUACAUGUUUCGUGACGCGCCUGCUUUUGACCAGGCUAUUGGCUCUUGGAGCACAUCAGCCGUUGUCAAGAUGAACAGCAUGUUCUACGCGGCGGUAGAAUUCAAUCACGCACUCUCUGCAUGGACGACAUCUUCGGUGGUGGAUAUGAGCUCGAUGUUUCGCAAGGCCUAUUCCUUCAAUCAGCCUCUUGAUUCCUGGGAUACAUCGGCCGUAUCAAGCAUGAGAGGCAUGUUUGCCGGCGCAGUUUCCUUCAAUCAGCCGCUCGCGUCAUGGAACACAUCAGCUGUGACAGAUAUGAGCUUCAUGUUCCACAAGGCAUUUGCGUUUGAUCGCUGGAUAGGCUGCUGGUACACAUCAGCUGUAGCUGACAUGCAGGGAAUGUUUUCCGGAGCUCACGCCUUCAACCAGUCUCUUACUAACUGGGAUACUGCCGAGGUGACAGACAUGAGCGGCAUGUUUGAAAGAGCUUUCGCCUUCAAUCAGCCCAUUGGCGAAUGGGAUACCUCCGCUGUUACAGAUCUCAGCCACAUGUUUCAUGAAGCUUCUUCGUUCAAUCAGCCACUCUCCUCCUGGCAAACAAUGUCUGUGACAGACAUGAGGAGCAUGUUUGACGGUGCUCACACAUUCAACCAGCCUAUCGGCUCGUGGAACACUGCAGCAGUAACCAACAUGCAUGCCAUGUUUCGGCAUGCAUCGGUAUUCAAUCAGCCGCUUGGCUCGUGGGACAUGUCAGCUGUCGCGGAUGCCAGCUACAUGUUCUAUGCUGCAUCUGUUUUCGACCAGCCCCUCAACACGUGGAAUAUGUCGGCGUUGACGGAUGCAAGCUUCAUGUUUCAGCUUGCCGUUUCGUUCAACCGCGUGAGUGAUGUGGAGGGCUGGCACUCAGGAUCGUCACAUGCUCAACGCACAGGUGCGACCCAUUCCUUCUUCGAGCAAGCGAUGGACACCAUUGCUGAGUCAACCAACACCAACGAGUUGCUUCAAGUUGCAGAGGAUAUCGCUCGCCCACCCUGUCAAACCGGAUUCAGACCCGUUUCUGGCGUUUGCACUUCCUGCCCACAGGGACAUUAUGCGGUCGCCGGCGAGUCCCAAUGUCAGGAAUGCCCAAAGGGAGCCGUCACCACUCCAGAUCGGGGCAGUUGCAAAGACUGUCCCUUUGGGACAUAUUCACUGGAGUGUCGUGAAUCAUGUGUUUUUCCGUUCAUGUUGUAUGACCACGGCUGUGAGCUUUGGCCUUGGCCGGUGCUGAUUGUCAGCGCCGUGUCUCUCUUUGUGGCUGUGCAGGUUGGUGUGGCUUGGUGGCGCGCGCGCAAGGCUGCAAAGCUCGCUGCAGAGAUCCAGGCUGUGAAGGCCCAGAUGUACGACGACCUGUGGAAGGAGCUCCCGGGAACCGUCGCCGAGUAUUCAGUCCGCUUGGAGAACCUCGGUGUUGACAAGGCGGACGUGACCAAGCAUGUGGCAUCAAUGCGAGCAUGUCAAAGCAAGAGCGCGGGAGUUAGCAUGCGGUACCUCCUCUCCCAGGAGUUCACAAGUUUGGCCAGGCAGCGAACCGGCAUGAGUGAUCCGACCUUUAACGACAUGAAGAGUGCCUUUUGGCUAGCUGCGGACCCGAUUGGCGAACAUGUUCAAUGCCCGCGGGACGGCAAGAUGGGUUGUGCACUUGUGGACUGGAUACCCAAAGAUGAGCGGCGAGCUCAGACACACUUCCUUUCUUGGGUGUGGGGAUACCACAUCUCACAGGUUAAAAGUGCAUUGAGGAUGUACCGGCUGAGUGCUCAUUCGGCACCUGCAGCUGAGCCCAUGUUCUUUUUUAUGUGCUUUUUUGUUAAUAAUCAGUAUAGAAUUAUUGUCGAAGAGACAGCUGCGGGCAGUGAGAACCUUGAGACCAUCUUCGAGGAGAACCUGAAGCGGAGCGGGCGGAUGGUGGCCAUUUUGGACACCUGGCACCAGCCAGUCUACCUAAGCAGGAUAUGGACUGUGUACGAGCAGUUCAUGGCGUCCACUCUCGAGAUACAGGUCACGAUCGUGAUGCCCGAGUCUGCCAUGACAUCUGUUCAGCAGCAGAUCUCUUGCGGCAAGCAGGGCAUUCAGGAGAUCACGGUAUCCUUGAGCCGUGUGGACUCCGAACAUGCAGGGGCAUGGAAGAAGGAAGAUGAGACGAAGGUGAAGGGUAUCAUCGAGGAUACCGUGGGUUUCAGGCAUGUCAACAGUCACGUGACCGAGGUCAUGGUACGAUGGAUCGGAGACGUGGUCAAACAUCAGUUUCACGAGUUAAUCCUUCAAGCCCAGUGCAGCCAGCAGUCGCAGAAUUCGAGGCCCCGAAAAGAAUCUGUGGAAACAGCUACCUUUUAA
This is a messenger RNA of Symbiodinium sp. CCMP2592, 4608 nucleotides long. The record is from the annotation of a GenBank genome assembly. NCBI's taxonomy places the organism in Eukaryota, Dinophyceae, Suessiales, Symbiodiniaceae.